Molecule: messenger RNA, 1264 nt
Organism: Oreochromis niloticus (Nile tilapia)
Lineage: Eukaryota; Metazoa; Chordata; Actinopteri; Cichliformes; Cichlidae
Exons: 8
Coding region: 103-717 (204 amino acids)
Source: RefSeq, a predicted model, not a curated record
GCCCACCUUGAUGUGACUGGACCACCGAAUGUGUACCAUGCACCAGCAUUCAUUUCAAGUAUUUCAAAGUACUUUCUACCACAUGCUACCUUGUGGUCAGGAAUGCUGCUUGGAGACCUUGGACGGCAUGGGAAAGGCUCAGCGUAUGGCUUUCUCAGUAAACGGUACAAUCAUGUGUCGCAGUUGAAGAAGCAGAACUACACUGAAGACAAUCGAACGCAAGGGAUCAUGGAAAAAAGUCACUGGGACCUGAAAAGGAUUCGCUUUGAACGAAGGCGUCUCGCUAGCCUAGAUGACUUUGUGCAGAUAUAUCAGAGGAAACAUGAUGCUCUUCUCCGAGAAUAUGGCCAUGUAGGCAAAAAAAGGACGAAGUCUUACCGAGUGGAGACUGAGAAGUGGAAGAAAAAAAGUAGAAAACGAAAAGGCUUCUAUGUAACUGCUCUGAUGGGAAAACGAGUCAAACAGGAUCAUCAAGAAGAACCACCACACUCAGAUGUGCCCACAGAGCCGACUGAAGCUGUCACUAAACAGGAUGAAAAAGAACAAGCAGCAAAACAAAAAAGGAUCAUGUCAGCACAUCUCACGCAAGAUGUAGACACAUCAGUGUGGAUUGCUGAUCUCUGCAAGCUUCAAGUGGACGCUGUUGUCAGUGCAGCAAAUACCAUGUUACAACAUUGUGGUGGCCAAAAAUACAGAAAGAGAGCAAUAAUUACAUAGCAGAAAACGGACCUCUGCAGACUGGAGAAGCUGUUGUAACAAGUGCUGGGAACCUGUGUUGCCAAAAAAUGAUUCACGUAGUGGGACCAUGUCUGCAAAGCAAACCAUCAGCCAAAGAUGUCACACAGGCAAAACCUAUGUUAGGCCAUAAUCAGUGUUUUGCAAAAGGCAGAGGAGCACAAACUGUGUUCUAUUGCAAUUCCAGCAGUAAGUUCAGGAAUAUACAACUUUCCUGCCAGGGCAUGUGCUGAUGUGAUUGUUCCAACAAUCUAUGACCAUGUAAAAAAUAAGACUACAAAAUCAGCACCAUUUACAAUAAAUCUUGUGGACUAGGAGGAAAAAAAUGCAAAGAACUGUUGAGGGACCCAUUUCCAAACAGUGAAGGACGAGGAAAUCAGAAUGAGGAUCCAACUCCAACUUCCAUAAGUCAGAGCACAGAAGAUAUAGAAGGAUGCGAUGUGCGAAACACCUCCAGAAAAGUCCAGGAGGAGGAAAAGGGCAACACGUUGGAUAAAUUACAGUGGGAGAAACGUUUCGUCAUCAUCCA